Molecule: messenger RNA, 1812 nt
Organism: Didymodactylos carnosus
Lineage: Eukaryota; Metazoa; Rotifera; Eurotatoria; Philodinida; Philodinidae
Source: the annotation of a GenBank genome assembly
AUGGCAAGUGGUAGUAAUUCUCAUCCGAAUUUACAGCAACAGAACUAUGAUCAAUACUCAAAUCAUAAUGAUGACAAUUUUGAGAAUGAUUUAGAACAUCGAACGUAUGAUACACCGAUGAUAGCAAAUGAACAGUUCAACUACCCAUACCCAAUUUUAUACCAACAACAGUUUCCAUUACCAAACUAUUAUUAUAUGAAUCAAAAGAUGUAUGGUCAACAGCCCUAUGUCCAACAACAGAGACAACAAGCGAUGAUGCAACGAACAACAAACAUGACGUCAGCUACGACUAGGUCUUAUCCGUCUCCUGUUCCUCCUCCUUUGGUGCCUUCGUUGACAGAACACCAGCAACCAUCUGUACCGACAUAUCAACAUGUUCUUCCGACACAGUCCGCGGUGACCAUUGGUGCAGACACGUCUACGCCACACGCUAACAAACGCGGACGGGGUGAUAUAAGUAGUAAUUCGGAUCAAGAUCUUCAGCGUCAAAUGAACCAACAGUUUCGCACACGUGUAAUUAAUAAGUCGGCGCAGAAUCAAGCUAGUUCUGCGUAUAAACGUCAACGACCGAAUGCCCAACAAACAAAUGCUAAUCGACCACCUCCAAGACAUACAAAUGCUCAACAAAGACUAAAUUUUGGUCUAGCUACUACUACAGAUAAUCCGGAUAAUAUGAAGGGUCCUUCUGCUAAUCUACCGAUUACGGUAGCCGCAUGUCGAUUUGCGUCUACUAGAUAUCCGUUUCCACCGUUUACAAUUCUUUUUACGCAAAUAGUUCGUGAGAUACAAGUUGUAGAGGAACUUAUUGACUAUGCGAAAAAUACUCUUACGUUUGACUUGAAAACUGUAGCAUAUCGUCUAGUACAUACGGAAGUUCUACCUUCAGUCUCCCUUCAAAUGGAUCGUGAUUGGGAUGAAUUCAUGCAAGACAUAAAAAAUCAAUAUGUGGAUGUGGUAAACGUAAUUCGUUUAAAAAAUAAAUCUCAGCAGUCUGUUCGUUCCGUUAAAAUAGAAGUAAAGUCAGCGAAAUGUCGACAAGAUAUACUGGCUAGUGGACAGAUCUUUGCUAUGCAUAUGAAAUUUAAAGUGGUGGAAUAUUAUGCUCAAGCGAAUGUGUUGAUUUGUUCGAAUUGCUAUAAAAUUGAUCAUUUUCGAAAAAAUUGUCCCCAGCAAGGAGAAUCUACAUGUAAAGUUUGCGGCGAAAAAUGCGCAAAUUUGACAGAGCACGAGUGUAGUGGAGUUCAAAAGUGCAUUCAUUGUGGAAAUCAACAUAAUUCUAAUGAUACGAAAUGUCCCGUGGUAAAAGACUACCGUGCUGCGCUUACUCGAAACAUGCUGUUGAAAGUAUCUACAGCUCCUCCUCAUAUGGGAUAUGCUAUGGGACAGCCACCUUUUGUCGACUUUUCUCGUCUUAAUCCAGCUCAAAGGACAUCUGUUUAUUCCAAUACUAUUGCGGGAUUUAUUCCUAAGCAGUUGGAUGAACUAUCGAACAAACUCGAUUCUGUUCUACUUAAGUUGGAAGAUGAAUCGAAAAAGACCCGUGAGUCACUAAAACAAAUCAAAGAGGAAAUGAAAACAGGAAAUGAAGAAUUAAAGCAAAAAGUCUUACAAGUGGAAAAGAAUGUGAACUCAAUGGAACAAAAGUUCAGAUCGUUUCUUAGUGCUAAUAACGAUAUAUUGCAAAGAAUAUGUGUAUGUUUAGGUGAAAAUUUCAAAGACAAUUCAUGGAAACAAGGGCAGUGUGGAGACAUAUCCCGAUUGGGAUAUCAUUUUUUGCAGCAAAAUUUUUUUUAUAUCCCGAAUGGGAUAUAG